AUGAAGUUGAAAUUAACCAUUAAAGAUACAGAGAAGUUAAAAGAUUCGUUACAAUUAAUAUCAUCAGCUAGAAAAUUUGUUGUAUUGAAAUUUACCCCAAAAGAGUUAUGUAUAAUAUCUAUUAAUGAUCAAGUUAUUAAUCAAGAACCUCAAAUUUGGAUUAAAUUCCCAGCUGAUUCAUUAUUUGAAAGUAUUGAAGUACAAAGUCUUAGAGAAAAUACAAUACUGAUGGAAUUGAAUAUUGAUUUAUUACUACAAACUUUGAAAAAUUUUAAAAAAGCAAAUAGUGAAGGUUUAAAUAUUAGAUUACAAAGGACAGACACGUCUGGUCAACAAGGUGUAAAUUCAAAAAAUGGUAGAACAGCAUCAUUAGCUUUAUUUUAUUCAAAUAUGAAUAUUAAUUCAAAUACUUUAAAUCAUACAUUUAGAAUACCUGUUAAAAUAUUACGUGAAAAUCAAAAUUUAUUACAAGAACCAUAUCAUUCACAAAAUAGUUUAAUCAUGAGACUACCGAGAGAAUUCGUAACUAUGUUUAAAAGAUUAGAGAAAUUCAAGAAGGCUUCUGGAAAUGAUAUUGUCACUAUACGGGCAAGUAGAACAGGUAACGGGUUUUUAGGUUUUAUAUUACAGGAAGAAAAUAAAUUUAGAGUUACUAUAAGUUGGAACAAUAGAUUAGAAGUACAUAAAUCAACUAACAAUGAACCUGAACUGGUUAGAGAAACUUUAAAAAAUAUAAAUUCAAGUCAAAUGGAAUCAAGUGAAGAAGAAUCAGUUGAUGAAGUUCAAUUAACUUUAAAAUUAAAUCAUUGGCAACAAGCUUCAAAGAUUGUUGGCGGUUGUGAAAUUGUUAUAUUAUAUAUAAACGAUAAUGAAUGUAGUUUUCAUUGUUUAUUUGAUGAUACUGGUGAGGUUGAAAUAUUAUAUUUUGUAAAUGGAAUAAGAGUAAUAACUUAA
Molecule: messenger RNA, 954 nt
Organism: Insectozyma verbasci
Lineage: Eukaryota; Fungi; Ascomycota; Pichiomycetes; Serinales; Debaryomycetaceae
Source: the annotation of a GenBank genome assembly